Molecule: messenger RNA, 1203 nt
Organism: Teleopsis dalmanni
Lineage: Eukaryota; Metazoa; Arthropoda; Insecta; Diptera; Diopsidae
Product: ras-related and estrogen-regulated growth inhibitor-like protein
Exons: 5
Coding region: 216-917 (233 amino acids)
Molecular function (GO): GTP binding; GTPase activity
Source: RefSeq, a predicted model, not a curated record
GUCUGUGAGAAAAAACAACUACGAUUUUUGUGUGCUUAAAAUUUGAGAUAAGCAAUUUCAAAACAAACACUUGUUGAAUUCAAAAAGAAAAAGAAUUUCAAGAAAAUUUUGGUCAAAUUUCUUUCAAAUUGGCUUUAAUCAACGAUUUAAAGUUUGUCAAGGCUCUUAAUUGGUAUAUUUCAAAUUUGGAAUAUAAAUUAAGAGCUAAAAUCAAAAUGAAGUCAGAAGACAAAAGUCCUACUUCUCGAGUCCGUCUAGCUGUGAUUGGCAGCGGUGGCGUUGGUAAAUCCGCGCUUACCGUAAGAUAUUUGACAGGCAGAUUUAUUGGAGAAUAUCGUUCCAACACAGAUUUGUUAUACAAUAAAAUAAUCAAAUUGGAAGGCGGCUAUACGGAAGUCGAAAUUGUUGAUGUAUAUGCCGGAAGUGAGGAUGAUUUUCCCAUGGAACAAGUAUUAUGGUCUGAUGCCUGCAUGAUAGUCUAUAAUAUUACAGAUCGCACUAGUUUCGAGUAUGCUGCGAAAUGUUUAGCAGAACUCAAAUCACUACAAAAUGGACCGAUCGCAUAUCUUGUGGCCAAUAAAGCUGAUUUGGAUCAUUUACGUAAAGUGCAAGAAAAAGAAGGCGCUGCAUUGGCAGCAACACACUCAAUUGGCUUCUGUGAGGUGUCCGUAGCAGAAUAUACACCGAAUUUGUGCAAAGCCUUUGAGAUACUUUUACUAGAUUCACGUGCUCGUCCACACAAAACGCAUAGGAAAUUUUCAGUGACCAAGAUGUUGGGUACAUUAAUUGGGGGCGGCAGUAGCAGUAAAACAUUAGCUGCAAACCAUGGAACAGUCAUACCAUGUCAUAAAGGUGAAUUGCACAAAUCACGUGUCCUGAAGCGACGCCAAGGAUUUGCUGCAACAACAAGUCUAUGACCGAUACCAGAAACUGAUUGGUAGGAUGAGGAGUUAAGUGAGAGGCGCAUUGAUAAAGACUCUAAGGUGAAGAAUAAAGAUGUUAAAAAUGAUGAUGAUGCCGAUGAUGCACCUGGUGCAAGUUGUAUUGGUUGGAGUAGAAAGGGAGGCUAAUUAAUUAAUGCGCUAAUCAUGGCUAAAUACUAAUACAAAUAAAAUUGAGAUAAGAAUUGUAGGACAAUUAACUUUAAGUACAAGAAAACAAUAAGUGUAAGGAAAAAUAAUUGGUUAAAUAAUAUCUAUUAUA